AUGGCAGCACAAUCACGCGAAGUUGUCUGUAGUCGAGCGCUUGUCUGGACACGAGUGUGUAAAAGAAAUAAAGCGCACGUUAAUUUACGUGGAUUCACGCAGCUCAGUAACCCUACAACGUCUCGUGGCAGCUCAUCACAGUCAAGGAUCUACAGUAAUAGAAUUGUUCUUCGUCAAUGUAUUGGUGGCAGUUUUGGUCCAUUUAAGGCUUCAACUUUUCAUUCAUCAGCAACGAGUUUACAGAAAGAUUUUUAUGAGUUACUUGGAGUUUCUCGGGAUUCUAGUCAGGAUGAGAUAAAGAGAGCUUAUUAUCAAUUGGCGAAAAAGUAUCAUCCUGAUAGGAACAAGGAUGACAAGAAGGCAGCAACGAAGUUUAAAGAAAUUGGGGAAGCGUAUGAGGUAUUAGGCAAUGAGCAAAAGAGGAGGCAAUACGAUCAACUAGGUCGCACUGGGUUUGGUGCUCAAGGUGGAGCUGGUGGACCAUUCGGUUCUGACUCCAGCUAUGAGUAUCGAAGCUCCAGCUAUGAGUAUCGAGGAAAUAUGAAUCCGGAUGAUCUUUUCAACGAGCUGUUUCGUGGCAGUGGGUUUAAUGUAUUUAGUGAUUUCUUUGGUGGAGGAUUCUCGUCCGCAACGUCACAGGUUGUUUUAAGACUCUCGUUUCUUGAAGCAGUUCGCGGAUGCGACAAGCAGAUCAACGUUCAACGAGUCGUAGGCAAUAGAGUGACGUCAGAGUCAAUGGCAGUUUCCAUCCCAGCAGGAGUUGAUGAAGGUCAAACGUUGAAGUUGUCUUCUCAGAAAGGAACUGUGUUUGUCAGGAUUGCGGUUGAGGUGAGUGACAUGUUUGUUCGAGAUGGCAUCAACGUUCACUCUACAGCGAAAAUCAGUUUAUCUCAGGCCGUCCUCGGUGGGACUGUUCGAACGCCUGGUCUCUACGGACCUCUUGAUGUGAAGAUUCCCGCUGGCACUGCAUCUCAUCAUCGAUUAAGAUUGUCAAAUCGAGGUAUACAGAGGCUGGAUGGUCCUGGGAAAGGCGACCACAUUGUAGAGAUCAAGAUCAAUGUUCCUAGACGAAUAACACAACAACAACGUGAUCUACUCACGUCUUAUGCUCAGACAGAAAGCAACAGAAACGGCACAGUCAAUGGACUCGAUGGUGAAGCAGCACAAGAAGAAGAGCCUGGAUUUUUUGACAGACUUCGAAAUAAAUUCUCCAAUUAUUGUGAUGAUGACGAUGAUAAGAAGAGUAGUACUGGCAUGACUUGAUAGAUGUUGGCAAACUGGAUCAUUGCUGUCACUCAAUGUACGAUAUAUUGUGUCUUGGUAUAGUACAGGUUGUUGGCAAGUAGAACAAUAGGAGAAGUUGGUAGUGAUCUUGCUGCAG
Molecule: messenger RNA, 1381 nt
Organism: Corticium candelabrum
Lineage: Eukaryota; Metazoa; Porifera; Homoscleromorpha; Homosclerophorida; Plakinidae
Product: dnaJ homolog subfamily A member 3, mitochondrial-like
Exons: 13
Coding region: 1-1263 (420 amino acids)
Biological process (GO): protein folding
Source: RefSeq, a predicted model, not a curated record